Messenger RNA from Mastomys coucha (southern multimammate mouse), 3787 nucleotides. It is a transcript of the gene Col28a1, whose product is annotated as collagen type XXVIII alpha 1 chain. Gene Ontology annotation, molecular function: serine-type endopeptidase inhibitor activity. Bases 123 to 3548 code for a protein of 1141 amino acids. The transcript is spliced from 35 exons. Lineage: Eukaryota; Metazoa; Chordata; Mammalia; Rodentia; Muridae. The record is from RefSeq and is a predicted model, not a curated record.
CAAAUAGCUAACUCUACUUACUCAUAGUCCAUGCUGUGGGCAACUGCUGCAACUGUUCUCUCUCUUGUCUGACAGACUUCCUAAGGUGUUACCAGGCAGAUGAAUUUUUACCAUCUACCAUAAUGAGGAGAAGAGACGUUGCCUUCUGUCUCCUGCUUUUGCCAGCUUGUAUGACUCAAGCAGUGUAUGGACAAAGAAAGAAAGGACCAAAGCCAAACACACUUGCAAGGAAAAACGACUUCCAGGAUGCCAUUUGCUUUAUAGAUGUUGUCUUUAUCUUGGACAGCUCUGAAAGCUCUAAAAUUGUACUCUUUGAUAAUCAGAAAGAUUUUGUGGACAGCUUGAGUGAGAAGCUUUUCCAGUUGACUCCUGGCCGUUCAUUAAAAUAUGACAUCAAACUGGCAGCCCUUCAGUUUAGCAGCUCAGUCCAGAUUGAUCCACCCUUGUCUUCUUGGAAGGAUCUUCAGACAUUUAAGCAUCGUGUCAAGUCUUUGAAUUUAAUUGGGCAAGGUACCUUUUCUUAUUAUGCCAUCUCCAAUGCCACAAGGCUACUUAAAAGAGAAGGGCGUAAAGAUGGCGUGAAAGUGGUUUUGCUGAUGACUGAUGGCAUCGAUCACCCCAAGAGUCCAGAUGUCCAAAGUAUUUCUGAAGAUGCUAGAAUUUUGGGAAUAUCAUUUAUCACUGUUGGACUUUCCACUGUGGUCAAUGAAGCCAAACUUCGUUUGAUAUCUGGGGAUUCUUCCAAUGAACCCGUUCUACUAUUGAGUGACCCAACACUUAUAGACAAAAUUUGGGAACGCCUGGAUGUCUUAUUUGAAAGGAAGUGUGAACACAAGAUCUGCAAAUGUGAGAAGGGAGAGCCAGGUGACCCAGGGCCUCCUGGUACCCAUGGAAACCCCGGUAUCAAAGGUGAGCGUGGACCAAAAGGAAAUCCGGGUGAUGCUCAGAAAGGAGAAACUGGAGAAAGAGGUCCUGUGGGAAUCCCUGGGUACAAGGGUGACAAGGGUGAACGAGGAGAAUGUGGGAAACCAGGAAUGAAAGGUGACAAAGGACCCUCAGGGCCAGAUGGGCCAAAGGGACCAAGAGGAAUUCAGGGCAUUGGUGGACCUCCAGGGGAUCCAGGCCCAAAGGGAUUUCAAGGAAAUAAGGGUGAGCCAGGUCCUCCUGGUCCUUAUGGUCCCCCAGGAGCCCCUGGUAUUGGACAUCAAGGUGUUAAGGGUGAAAGGGGCCAGGAAGGAAGAACAGGAGCUCCAGGACCGAUUGGAAUUGGUGAACCCGGACAGCCAGGUCCCCGUGGUCCUGAGGGAGCACCAGGAGAGAGGGGCCUACCAGGAGAAGGAUUUCCAGGACCAAAGGGUGAGAAGGGAUCUGAAGGACCAAUUGGCCCCCAAGGAUUACAAGGGCUGUCAAUCAAAGGGGAUAAGGGGGACUUGGGACCUGUGGGACCCCAGGGACCAGCUGGUAUUCCUGGUAUUGGAAGUCAAGGCGAGCAGGGGAUCCAAGGUCCAGCUGGUCCACCUGGUCCACAGGGACCCCCAGGACAAGGCUCACCUGGUUCUAAGGGAGAAGUAGGCCAGAUGGGACCCACAGGGCCCAGAGGACCAAUGGGAAUUGGAGUACAGGGUCCAAAGGGGGAGCCAGGCACAGUGGGGCUCCCAGGACAACCCGGAGUCCCAGGGGAAGAUGGAGCCUCUGGAAAGAAGGGAGAAGCUGGGCUUCCAGGAACAAGAGGCCCAGAAGGAAUUCCUGGGAAGGGACAGCCUGGCCCCAAGGGUGAUGAAGGAAAGAAAGGGAGCAAAGGAAAUCAAGGACAGAGGGGGUUUCCAGGACCCGAAGGGCCGAAGGGAGAACCAGGCAUUAUGGGCCCCUUUGGAAUGCCUGGAGCAUCAAUUCCUGGACCAUCUGGACCAAAGGGAGACCGAGGAGGACCUGGAAUGCCUGGUCUUAAAGGAGAACCUGGACUUUCUGUUCGAGGACCAAAGGGUGCCCAGGGCCCCAUGGGACCAGUGGGUGCUCCAGGUCUCAAAGGUGAUGGUUAUCCUGGUGUGGCUGGACCUCGAGGAUUGCCAGGACCCCCCGGACCAAUGGGCUUACGUGGUGUGGGAGACACUGGAGCGAAGGGAGAACCAGGGGUCAGAGGCCCUCCAGGUCCCUCUGGGCCUCGGGGUGUAGGAACCCAAGGACCAAAGGGUGAUACUGGGCAAAAGGGCUUGCCUGGCCCUCCUGGGCCCCCUGGCUAUGGAUCACAAGGAAUUAAAGGGGAGCAAGGACCUCAAGGUUUCCCAGGGUCAAAGGGCACAGUGGGCCUUGGCCUCCCUGGUCAGAAGGGAGAGCAUGGAAAGCGGGGCGAUGUGGGGAGGAAAGGCGAAAAGGGAGAAAUCGGAGAGCCUGGAUCUCCAGGAAAACAGGGGUUACAAGGACCAAAAGGAGACCUGGGACUUACAAAAGAAGAAAUUAUCAAACUUAUCAUUGAAAUAUGUGGUUGUGGGCCAAAAUGCAAAGAGACACCACUGGAGUUGGUGUUUGUGAUUGACAGUUCAGAAAGUGUGGGACCAGAGAACUUUGAAAUCAUCCAAAGUUUUGUGAAGACUUUGGCUGACCGGGUGGCCUUGGACCUUGGCACAGCUCGGAUAGGCAUAAUCAACUAUAGCCACAAGGUGGAGAAGGUGGCUAGCCUGAAGCAGUUUUCUAGCAAGGAUGACUUCAAGCUGGUGGUAGACAACAUGCAAUACCUGGGGGAAGGCACCUAUACAGCCACUGCUCUUCAAGCAGCUAAUGACAUGUUCAAAGACGCAAGGCCAGGGGUAAAGAAGGUGGCUUUGGUGAUCACCGAUGGACAGACAGAUUCCCGAGAUAAAAAGAAGCUGGCAGAUGUGGUAAAGGAUGCCAAUGACUCCAACGUGGAAAUAUUUGUAAUUGGAGUGGUAAAGAAGGAUGACCCCAACUUUGAAAUUUUUCACAAAGAAAUGAAUCUCAUUGCUACUGAUGCAGAACAUGUGUAUCAAUUUGAUGACUUCUUUACCCUGCAAGAUACUCUGAAGCAAAAGUUGUCUAAAAAAAUCUGUGAAGAUUUUGACUCCUAUCUCGUACAAGUUUUUGGAUCAUCAUCUUUUCAACCUGAAUUUGGGAUGUCUGAACGAGAGGUCAGCACAUCCACUCCAAAGCCUGCAAAAGAAAUUUCUAAGUUGUUUAAUGUCUCCAGAGGCCAUAAUGAAGAGACUGAACCUUCUGUGUUGACUGAGGCUGGUAACUUGGCCAUCCCAACCCCACCUGAGGCCACCCAUACACUUGAGCCAUUGCUCAGCAGCCCUGAAGGAGUGGAAACAAGAACUCCAAAUCCCAAUUUGUUGCAGUCAGAAAAAUCUCUGUACAAAGAUCCAAGAUGCGAGGAAGCCCUGAAACCUGGAAACUGUGGCGAUUAUGUGGUUCGCUGGUAUUAUGACAAACAAGCCAACUCUUGUGCUCGCUUUUGGUUCAGUGGUUGCAAUGGCUCAGGAAACAGAUUCCACAGUGAAAAGGAGUGUCGAGAAACUUGCGUUAAACAGUGAACAAACACAGUAACGGGCUUCAAUCAGACGUUUAGAAAGAGCUUGAUAUAAACCGUGCACCACAUCUGAGCAUACACUAAGUAGUGAUCGUUCAUAAAUGUGAAAGAGCCCUCACGACCACCUCCUAGGGGUACAGUCUGAUUAACUGCCUACACAGCUGAGGGGUGGGAGAAUGAGAGAUCUGGAUUCAAUCUGGAAUGAGAGAUCUGUAUGUAACUUUAGAACACAGAUUUUAUCUG